Messenger RNA from Prunus dulcis (almond), 953 nucleotides. Its product is annotated as homeobox-leucine zipper protein ATHB-40. Lineage: Eukaryota; Viridiplantae; Streptophyta; Magnoliopsida; Rosales; Rosaceae. Gene Ontology annotation, cellular component: nucleus. Gene Ontology annotation, molecular function: DNA-binding transcription factor activity, RNA polymerase II-specific; sequence-specific DNA binding. The transcript has 3 exons. Bases 153 to 797 code for a protein of 214 amino acids. The record is from RefSeq and is a predicted model, not a curated record. Gene Ontology annotation, biological process: positive regulation of DNA-templated transcription.
GUCUCCCAAGCCAUUCAACUUCCACACAUCUGCUUCCUGAAAGAAAGUGAGAGAGGCAGAGAAAAAGAAAGUGAGAGAGGCAGAGAAAAAGAAAGUUGCAGAGAGUGACAGAGAGAGAGAGAGCUAUAGCUAUAGGAAUUAGCUAGGAAAGCAUGACAACCAAGACCAACCACCAAGUUGUUGAAGAAGACGAUCAUAUGCUACUCAUUUCUCACUUGUACCCUUCCGAUGUCUACACCCAAAUUGUACCCCAACAAGGAGCGUCAAAGCCUAAACGACGUCGUAAGAAGAGCAAAAGUGGAGAGGCUGGUGGUGCUGGGCUCAAGAAGAGGAAGCUGACUGCAGAACAAGUGAAUCUUCUUGAGCUCAAUUUUGGCAACGAACACAAAUUGGAGUCUGAGAAGAAGGACCGGCUUGCUUCUGAGCUAGGUCUUGAUCCUCGACAGGUUGCUGUCUGGUUCCAGAACCGAAGGGCUCGUUGGAAGAACAAGAAGUUGGAAGAAGAAUACUCCAACUUGAAGAAAGAACAUGACAGCACUGUUUCUGAGAAUCGCAAGCUUGAAUCCGAGAUGUCGAAGCUCAAGGAGCAAAUCUCGGAGGCUGAGAAGGAGAUUCGACGGCUCUCAGAGCGCGUAGACCAUGGCGGCUCGAGCAACAGUCCAAGCUCCUCACUCUCUAUGGACGCCAUUGAUCCUCCAUUUUUAGGAGAGUUUGGGGUGGAGGAGUACGAUGAUGUUUUUUACAUGCCCCAGAACAAUUACAUUCAUGGCAUGGAAUGGAUGAACCUGUACAUGUGAAUUUAAUUAUCAACUUAAUUAGAAUUUUGUAGAUAGUGACAAGCUAAUGUAAAUCGUUGUCUUUCCCUCUCUAUGUAGUAGCUUAGUGUGCUUGACUAGGAAUUUGGAAAUUAAUGUACUUAUUAUUAAUAUAAUAACUUCCCUAUUGACUGAAAA